AACCCACCAUUGAUUCCAAACCAUAGUCAUCAUGGAACCUUCUCCGAUUCCUCGGCACAUGCCCUUCUCUCCACACCCACAAGAGUUGCUCACACGUUCCUCUCGUGUGCUGAUUCCCCUUUAUCAAGUCAGCAUUUCCCAUUCUGCUGUUUGCAUCUAUCUCCACUCAGAUUCGGCGUUUUCUUCUUUGCCUACUCAGAUCUUUCACCAAGCUUCUGAAAUUCAUUUCUUCUCUGAAAAAACGGAAGUGACAGAGGUCAUGUCGACGGAUUGGGGUCCCGUGCUGGUGGUGACGGUGCUGUUUGUGCUGCUGAGUCCAGGCUUGCUGUUUCAUAUUCCUGCUAAGGGCAGGGUGGUUGAGUUCGGCAACAUGAAUACUAGUAACGCCUCUAUCCUCGUGCACGUUAUCAUCUAUUUCGGUCUCAUAACCAUUUUCCUCAUUGCCAUAGGAGUUCAUAUAUACGCUUCUAAUUGAUCUUAUCCCUUUAUUUUUUUCGAUUUUAUGUUGGAUCUGUAACAUUAAUCUGUAUUGAUCCUAAAUCAUAUAUGUUUAUGCUUGAAUAUCAGUCUCGGAUUUUCUGAACAAUCAUAUAUGUUUCAAAACUAGAUCUUGCAAAAUUGGCAAAACAUGCAUAAAAGUAAUUUGAUUGA
This is a messenger RNA of Rubroshorea leprosula, 651 nucleotides long. The record is from the annotation of a GenBank genome assembly. NCBI's taxonomy places the organism in Eukaryota, Viridiplantae, Streptophyta, Magnoliopsida, Malvales, Dipterocarpaceae.